UAUCCAUCCUCAGCAGUUACAGGGUAAUCGGCAGAGCACAUCACCUCUUCGGAGCAUCUUGUGGAUCUUUUAAUUCCUGUCCCGAGUGGCUUUAAUUGAAGCAGUUUAUCUGCAGACGUUGUUUGGGAAGUGAAUGUUGCUCCAGUAGAACAGGUGAGCGGCGAGCGGACUAGGAGCGUACAGCUUGAAUGGGUCUCGAAGAAGGACAGAUCUACGCCAAGACAGCAAGCUUCCAAAAAACUUAUAAAAAAAAGGACGGAGUACCUCACGGGCUAUUUUGGAGAAUCUCGAUAUUCUAAACACUGGGAAAAUCGAUCUAUUGAGUGAUAAGUAGAAUUUCCAGAAUAUUUUUGACUGUUUGCUCUAGGCUAGUGCUUUUGCACAAGAGGUUGCCUUGUCAUUCCGAUUUUGCUGUAAAUGUUUGGGAGUCAAGAUCACCCGGCAGGAAACAUCACUGGGUUGAAAGUGGGAACUUUUGAAGAAGAAAUGGAUCCUGUUCGUUCUUGGGUGCGGAAUGUCGGUGUUAUUGAUGCAAACAUAGCGGCACAGAGUGGAGUGGCCUUAUCCCGUGCUCACUUUGAAAAGCAGCCUCCCUCCAAUCUCAGAAAGUCCAACUUCUUCCAUUUUGUUCUGGCACUCUACGACCGCAAUGGGCAGCCUGUGGAAGUGGAGAGGACAGCGUUUGUUGACUUUGUGGAGCAGGACAAGACGGGGGAAAAGACCAAUAAUGGAACUCACUACAAACUCCAGCUCCUCUAUAGUAAUGGUGUUCGCACAGAACAAGACCUUUAUGCACGUCUCAUUGAUUCUGUCACUAAACAGCCCAUAUCAUAUGAAGGACAGAACAAGAAUCCAGAAAUGUGUCGUGUUCUGCUAACUCAUGAGGUCAUGUGCAGUCGCUGCUGUGAGAAAAAAAGCUGCGGCAAUCGCAACGAGACACCAUCUGACCCUGUCAUCAUUGACAGAUUUUUCUUGAAGUUUUUCCUAAAGUGCAAUCAAAAUUGUCUGAAGACAGCAGGGAACCCCCGAGACAUGAGAAGAUUUCAGGUGGUUCUGUCGACUACAGUCAAUGUGGAUGGUCCUGUACUAGCCAUUUCUGAUAAUAUGUUUGUGCACAACAACUCCAAACACGGACGCCGCUCUCGUAGAACGGAUUCAAACGAGACGGUGGAGUCCAGCAUGGAAUAUGCUACUCCCUGUAUCAAAGCCAUCAGCCCCAGUGAAGGCUGGACUACAGGCGGGGCUAUGGUGAUUGUGAUUGGGGAAAACUUCUUCGACGGUCUGCAGGUGGUGUUCGGGAGCAUGCUAGUGUGGAGUGAGCUAAUCACUCCUCAUGCAAUCCGAGUUCAGACUCCUCCUCGACACAUUCCGGGGGUUGUAGAAGUCACACUGUCUUACAAAUCUAAGCAGUUCUGUAAAGGAGCUCCGGGCCGCUUCGUUUAUACAGCGCUGAAUGAGCCAACUAUUGACUACGGCUUCCAGAGACUUCAAAAGCUGAUCCCUCGACAUCCCGGUGACCCUGAAAAAUUGGCAAAGGAAAUGUUACUCAAAAGAGCAGCAGAUGUUGUUGAAUCCCUUUAUGGAAAUACCACCAGCAAUCAGGACAUGCUGCUGAAACGGGCUGCAGAUAUAGCCGAGGCUUUGUACAGCGUCCCACGACCUCACAGUCAGCUGCAGGCCAUGCCCAGCUCCCCGGUGCAUGGCAGCGUCAUGGGCCUCAGCUCUUAUCCCACACAGCUGGGUGUAAACAUCGGAGAACCCGGGCAAACCAGCAGCCAAGGUUACACGCGUAACCCAAGCAGUUUGUCCCCACGGGGCUACCCUUCAGCAUCGACCCCUCAGCAGUCCGGCUACGGAUCUAACGGAGGCAUGAGUGCGAGUUACGGGGCGGUGCCCAUGAGCGGUCUGGGUGUUUCAGGGUCACCUGGCUUUAACAGUGCCUCCCCAAACAGCUCUCCUUAUGCUAUCAUGCCGUCUAGUCCCACUGUUCCCGGAUCCAGCUCAUCCUCCCUCUUGCCCUUCACAUCUUUCCCAUCCUCCACCAAACAAAAAAGUGCCUUUGCUCCUGUCCUGAGACCACAGGGUUCACCGUCACCUGUCUGCCAAACCUCAGGAGGAUCCAGCUUUAGAGCAAUGACAGGCCUUGUGGUUCCCCCAAUGUAGAGGAUGAGUGUUUUCCAGUCAUGAGCUCUACAGUCAGUGGCCAGAACUGGACCGACAGCGAUGUUGUCUCUGUCAAGCCACAUUGAGUGAAAAAGAUAGAGUUGUCUAAUCUUCUGAUGAAGAGGCGUCAACAACAAUGACAUUUUCAAAACCUUUUGGGAACCUUCUUAAGACGUAUCCACUCUAUGCACACCGUUUGCCUCUGAUUGUGAGGAGGUUGCCAAAGGGAUGGCGUUACUUAAAGGUUCUUCCAGCCACAAAAUGCCAAAAGACAUAUAAUUUAUCUCAAAACACGAGACUUAAGACUGUUACACGUGUUUGGCCGCGUGUUCUCGACUGACACGCCGGUCAAUAGACUUUCACCGCAGUAGAUGCCAGUAAAUGGGAUGUCAGUUGUGUCAAAGAUUUUUUACCAUAUGCUGAUAGAUCUACAUCCCUAAACUGAAAUUGUUUUUAAAAGCAUAUAUCAGGCUUUUCAUUUAGAGAAACAGAAAAUGUCUAUUUAGGUUUAGGUUUAUGAUGAACUGAUUACCUCAUAUAUUGACUUAUUUAAUGACAAAAACUAUAUAAGUUAUAUUUUUAGGUUAAGUACUAAUAUAAGGAACCAUAAUUGUAUUUGCUAUUGUUAUUGUUAUCUAA
This is a messenger RNA of Labeo rohita (rohu), 2802 nucleotides long. It is a transcript of the gene ebf2, whose product is annotated as EBF transcription factor 2. The transcript is spliced from 16 exons. Gene Ontology annotation, biological process: regulation of transcription by RNA polymerase II. Gene Ontology annotation, molecular function: DNA-binding transcription factor activity, RNA polymerase II-specific; RNA polymerase II cis-regulatory region sequence-specific DNA binding. Lineage: Eukaryota; Metazoa; Chordata; Actinopteri; Cypriniformes; Cyprinidae. The record is from RefSeq and is a predicted model, not a curated record. The coding region runs from base 418 to 2163 and encodes 581 amino acids.